AUGCCCUGUCCGUGCACGCUUACCCGCUUCUGGACGUCACUUGACCCGGCCGCCCAAAGCGUGCACAUCCUUCAUGCCAAUCCCAACCUCACCCUCAAGCCCCUCGUCAUCCACCGCGCGCUUUCUGCCAAGCCGCUGCGGGUGAUGCGCCGCCAGUCCAAGGUUCACCUCUCCCACCAGCCCGGUGCACCGCCGGCCAGCCUGACGAACCCGUCGCUCUGCUCUACUGCUACUGCUACUGCUAUUGCUACUGCUGCUGCUACUACUACUACUCUCACCACCUCCUACCAAUACUACUGGCCGACUGUCCACAUCCCACUCUCCCCCCCCUCCCCCCAAUCCACCCUCCCCCAGCCACGCACCGUCCCGGAUCCGCGAGCUUCAGCCCAACCUGUGCCAGUGUCUGCGCCGCCCUGGGGCCACGCCUGCCAGCCCUGGCCUCGCUGUUCCGGCUGCAUCCUGCUCUCUCUCUCUCUUACUCUCGAGCUCACUCUUGGCCAUCUCCGCACCAUGUGCUCGAGAGCGCAGUCUCGCUCUCGCUCCCCUCGCUGUGCCUCUCUCACGCGCGUGUGCCGUCGCUUGCUGCUGCCCCCUCUGGCCCUCUUGAUCCGACGUCGGCCCUUGUUAUACGCCGGCCGACGUCGUCCCCCCUUCUCAUCAUCCUCACCCGCGCCCAUGUCUAUUUCUCCUCCGACGGCCGUUUCUGCGAGCCCACCAGGGCCUCAGCGCUGCCGCAUGGCCAGAGUUUCGCGUCCUGCCUCACCAGCGGCCGCCGUCCAGGAACGUGAAGCUUACGCUGCCCUAACGCCAGGCCCGGCAGCUGCGGAGUCAUGGCACGCUAGUCUAGCAUCGCCCAUGGAUGGGGCAGUGGGCGCCCGUGGGCUCUGCUAGGUCAAUCAACAGGCGGUGGGCGCGGCGCCCUGGCCUCGACGACGGUGCAUCCGGACUGUUCCUAGAGUACUGGUCUGGUGCUGCUGCGACCACAAUGGCUACACACGUCCUAGUACUCGUACUGCCUGUUGAUCGCCUCAUGGGCCAGAACCCGCAAACUGGCGGCCGCCCCAGAACAGCCCGCCCCAGCAGGGCUGCCUCAGGUCG
Messenger RNA from Bipolaris sorokiniana ND90Pr, 1098 nucleotides. RefSeq lists its product as uncharacterized. NCBI's taxonomy places the organism in Eukaryota, Fungi, Ascomycota, Dothideomycetes, Pleosporales, Pleosporaceae. Bases 1 to 891 code for a protein of 296 amino acids. The record is from RefSeq and is a predicted model, not a curated record. The transcript is spliced from 3 exons.